UCACCAUCUGCAUGGAUCCAGUUUUAAUAUUCUUUGAUAUUAUUUUCAUAUCGUGGAAGGAAGUAAUGGGCUUGAACCUUUUCCCCUUCCAAUCCUCCUUUCUCUACCCACAACUUCCCUCAUCCACCAAUAUGAACUAACAGCAGAGUUUUCCUUCAGUUUUGUCUAGCAUGAAAUGAGCUGAAAUUUCUCACAAGAGAAUUUUCUGAGGGGGGGAAAACUUGUCUCACCUCCUCCCAUCAAGAAACCUGUUGACAUCCACAGCAAAUAGCUUUGAGAAUUUUGGAGUGCCCAUUUUGCGCAACAAAAAAUUCAAUCUGUUGGACUAAAACUAGAAAUAAAACUAAGUUGUGUAAGUCAAUGCCUGACUGGGUAGUAUAACAUAAUCAUUCCCCCUUGAGUUCUGACUGUAAUCUGAUUUAACAAUGGAUAGACUUUCAGAGAUAUCGAGGUCCCCUAUGGCAUGCGUGCACACACACAUAUAUAGGCUAUUGUACUAGGGAAUCCCACAAUACUUACUGAAAAUAAUAUUGAUCCAGGCUUAAAACUGAGCAAGGUUUAAACUCCAAAUACAGCCUUGCUGGUGCCUGUUUCUGCUCACGCAGUGCAAUCUUAGUCAUGUUUACUUGAACGUAAGCGGCACUGUGUUUAACACAGCAUUUUCCCAGAUCAGUAUGUAUAGUAAGCCUGCAGCCUUAAGAGAAGUUUUGAUGUGAACAGUUGAAACACCCUGCAUUUAUACAGCUUGCCCUGAGCAAGUGAUGACAGAAAAAUUGAAACUGGCAAAACAAAUAAUAUAAUAACAAUAAAUCUUUGCUGAAAUUGGAAGAUGUAAAUAAAAUAAAAUAAGAACAAGGAUGAGGUUGCUGGGCAUCCCCCCUCUCCCACCUUAAUAGAAGAAUCUAAAUUGUAAAUUCAAAUAUGCUUAAUUAUCUCAUGCUGCGUUCUGACAAAGUGUUUGCAAAUUGCAAAUAUCAUUUCCCCAGAAGCUGGUAAAUGUUUGUUUUGAUGGUUCUCUGAGGAGCUCUUAGGAUUUCUUUAGAGGCUGCAUUGGGUACUUUCCCCCCACCCCCCUCUCUCUCUGCUGAAUAUUCACAAACGAAUUUGGGGCUUCCGCACAUCCCCUUUACCAAAAUCUCCUGAAACGAAAGGUCAAAGGGUGUGUGAUCUCUGGCUGCCUGUCUCAUCGGGAACCCUGUAACACAUUUGAUUUUCUUUUUUCUUUUAAUGCAAAUGGGAAAGCAAUCACAUGUCAAUUUAAGAGCUUUCUUCUGUGUGGUGUGUUUUUGCAAGAGCGGCUAAUUGGAGGUUUUGGAAUGCGUUUAUCAAGAGGUGAAAGACGCAAGGCAUCCUUGUCUAUUACAGGGGCCAUCUGAAUCCAGACCGCUUGCUAGCUAAACAGAUUGUUACAGCACAGUGCUGUACACGUCCACCCGGAAGUAUGUCCCAAUGAAUCUCAAUAGGGCUUACUCCCUGGGUAAGUGAGUAUAGGACUACAACUUUAAAGGAACUGAGAACUAAUCCCAUGGAACUCAGUGGAGCUUACUUCUGCAUAGACAUGCAUAGGCUUGCUCCCUUAAGACACGCAGAAAGAGACUUAGUUCCAAAAUUACCCUGAGAUGCAUGUUUUGAUUAGAGUUCAGGGUUUACUUGGUUCCCCUUCUUCCUCUGCCUCCUAAAAAUAAUGAUGGUGUUGGGAACAAAUUAAAAUAAAUUCAAAGCAAGAAUGCUAUCACUGAAGUGUAGAGAAGCCACAGAAACAUCCCUUUGCUCCUUCUUGAACUGGGAAAGGGCUGAACAGGCCAGCCUGUCCCUUUGGACUCCAGGUAUGGCUUAUCUGAUGGUGAUCUGAGAUAAGGGCCCGGCUUUUCUUCUGUGUUUGUUCUUUGUUCCUUUCAGAGUCCCUGGCUAUUGAUUAAGGCUCAGGCGGGCAGGUUAACUAACAAGUUAGAAGUGCGGGGAUCCCCCUCCCCUCCCGUUUUUCUUUCCUCUCGACUCACAUUCCUCUCUGGACCUUGAGCAACCUGGUGCAGUAUGAACCAAAGGCCUCACCUUUCCCAUUUGGAGGAGAAAUGAUACCUGGCUGUUCGAAAAGCGCUGCUCAAAACUUGGCCUUUCUGUACUACAGAAAAGGAAAGGAGGAAUAAAGACCAGCGGGGAGGGUGGCAUGAGGGCAGAUAAAAGAACGGGAUCCCAGAUAGAGAAAGUAGUAGCUUUUUGUUUUCUUAAAGUUCUUUGUUUCCUCCCCCCUCUUUCCCCCACACCUUUCCUGCCACCCCUCUCCUUUUGGGCCCUGGUCAUCAUGGUGAUGAUUAACUAAAUGAGGUCUGUAACCCAGGUAACGAAUAGGUUGGUUUUAUGUUUCAUGGGUACCCAACAGCUGGAAAUAGUGUGCUUGCUGAGGGCUUAAAAACGGAGAGCUUUUUUCGUUUUAUGAUUUAUUUAUUUUUUAAAAAAUGAUGGCCUUAUUUGCUUUGAUCUUGUGCCAUGGUAAGGUUACAGCCCUCACCUUCUUGCUGUCCUCUUUUCUCCCUUCCCUCUCCUUCCGUGUCCUGAGUGGAUAGACCAACCUUAAGCCUUCACACCUUACUGCAGGUGCCUGCGUGCGGAGGGGAGGAACUUCCCCCUCAAGGCCUAUCCUUGCUUUGCCCACCUCUUAGUAUUUUAUGACAAUGACCAGAGAGAGAGAACACCUCUUGAACUGAAACUGCUUCCACUAUCAUCCUAUCCCCUGCCUCACUUAGCACACGGUAUCUAUAUGCCUCUUAUUGCUUAUGGCCAUGUUGGCAGUUAAGGAAAUGGCCGAGCAUAUGCUCAGUGCGUGUCGUUCAUCUUGCUGAUGGGAGCCUCCGAUGGGCUCUAUGCCGAGAGCCAUAACGUGGAAAGGAGGAACUCAGGAGGGUUGCUCGGAAGAAAGUGACUGUACCCAGAAAUCUGGAUCUGGAUGGCCAGUGGCAACUCCGAAUGAAGUUUCUCGAGCGGGCGAAGAGUUACAUUGGCGUGCCUUACGCACAAAAAUACCAUCAAGCUGGAACUCCAGAAUACAACUCUCCGCUCUUCCUGGACUGCUGCGGGUUCAUCCGGAAAGUAAUGUGGGACCUGACAGAAGAGUUUGGCUUCUGCAUGGGCUUAGGAAACCAAGCUUAUCAGUAUGACACUCUUCCUAUUACAUUACCCAGCGAGGAAUAUCUGAAACCAGGAGAUCUCAUCUUCAUUUCAGGAACUUACUUUGACACACAACGAAAAAGGCAGCCCCACGACAUUGUCCACGUGGAAAUCUGGUUGGGGUAUGGAGAGCGCAGCCUAGGGGCCAGGUGGAAACGGGGCAAAUCACAAGUCUUUGAUUCCUACAAGUUUGUCUCCAGCACCUAUGGGAACAUGGAGUACCACUUCAAAUCCAUCGAGACGUGGCUCCAAGGCAUCUGUGUCAGCCACUGUCCGGAGCACAGAUGGGCGUCGUCCAUGGAGCUCCCCAGCAAGCGAUCAAUCUUCUGUCUUCCAAGUGAACAAGGCGAGGAUAUGGGCGCUGAGGAAAACAGGCCGCAGCCUCCACUGAGGUCGGAAGAGAUGGCCCUCAGGCUGGAGCCCAUCGCGGAGACCGUCAGCAACUUUGAACUGAGCAGCAAUGAGCAAGUGGAGGCCUUGGGCCUCCAGGGUCCCUCCGGAAUGAAUUUGGUGGACCUUGAGACAAACCCAGUUAAAGGAGGCCCGGUUACAGGGACUGGCCGAGCCCAGAGACAGUCUCCAGAAAGGACCCCGCUGGAGGCUGCAAGCCCAAGGGCGGGAGGCAGCGAGGUUUCGCUGGAGGGGAGCUCGUCCCAGGAGGAAGGAGGGUGUGAGGAGGGUCCUGCUCAUGGCCAGGAAGCCGGCGCAGAGGCGAGGCCUCCCGGGCCCACUCAGCACACCGUCAGAAACCCACUCCCCAUGUCCCACUCCAGCUCGAAGGUAAACCCCAAGGGGGUCUUAGCGGGUGGCGCUGGCAAGCGGAGGAAGAAGCACAGAGGACGAGGAGAUUCCAAGUGUGUCGCAAGUACAAGGGAGAAAUUCAUGAGCAUGUUUGAAAGCCAAACUGAGAAAGACUUGCAGCCAGAGAAGCAAAGCAGCAAUUCCAACUUAGCCGAAGGGGAGCCGGCAAACGAAACCAAACCCAAAGGGCAGAAAAGCGUUCCCAAAGCAUCGCCCCGAAUGAAUCACCCAGAGGAGAAGAAGCCAGAGGAGCCCCCCAACCUGGGGCCUUUUUAUUAUAUUGGAGGAGCAAAUGGAAUCGAUAUACUGAACACCUUCUGCAAGAACAAAGGCUGGCAGCGUAUCUAUGACAACCGGAGGGAUGAUUACAUCCUGAAAUGGUGUGAGACUAAAUGCCGGGACACCUAUUUCAACUUCAGAGAAGGAGAACAGCUCCUUUACCAGAUCUCUAACAAUAAGAUCCUCACUACGAAGAUCGGCCUUUUGAUGAACUUGAGGGAGUAUGAACGGGUGAUGAAGAAGAUCAGCAGGACCACAAAGGUUUUGAGAAUGGAGGACUUUUUCCCUGAGACUUUCCGCCUGGAUACCAAGGACGAGAGAGAGAGAUUCUUUGAAAUAUAUGAAGAGCCUCAGAUCUGGAUCUGCAAGCCCACCAGCUCAAACCAAGGCCGAGGGAUCUUCCUCCUCAAAAACCAAUCCGAGGUCAACAGCUUGCAAGCUAAGCUCCUCAGCAUCGAGGAAGAUCCUAUGUACAAGAAACUGCCUUACAAAAUUCCACCGGCGAGGAUCGUUCAAAGGUAUAUUGAUAAGCCACUGCUCUUAGAGGGGAAGAAGUUUGAUGUUCGCUCAUACCUCCUCAUCGCCUGCACAUGCCCCUUCAUGCUCUUCUUUGGCCACGGCUACGUCCGCCUCACAUGCCUCAACUACGACCCCAAGUCGGAAGACCUCACUUCUCAUCUGACCAAUCAGUACGUUCAGAAGAAGAGUCCGAUGUACAGCUACGUCAAGGAGGAGACGGUGUGGUGCAUGGAGCGCUUAAACAACUACGUCAACGAGAGGUUCAGGCACAUCAAAGGGCUCCCUAAGGACUGGGUCUUCAAUGGGUUCACUAAGAGAAUGAAAGAGAUCAUGUUGCAGUGUUUCCUGGCGGUCAAGUCCAAGCUGGAGUGCAAGAUGGGCUACUUUGAUCUUAUUGGCUGCGACUUCUUAAUCGACGAAGACUUCAAGGUCUGGCUCCUGGAGAUGAACGCCAACCCUGCCUUGCACACCAACUGCAGCGCCUUGAAAAGCAUCAUUCCCACGGUGGUGAAUGAGACUCUGGAUCUGGCCAUCGAGAUUUUCACCAAGAGCCAGAAGAUCCAGAACAUCUUGCCCUUGGAGUCGCUCUGCCACUUUGCCCUGCUGUACAGCGGGGUGGGCACAGACAGCAACCAGGCGCAGCCCACCAAGAGCAGGACGUCCCUCCGCUCUCUCAGGAGCCACCGCUCCCUCACUGAGAACAGCAGCUUCUGCAACAGCACCUACAACAUGAGCCCUGGGCGCCCGGCGGAGAAGCAGCCGGUCAAAUCUCCGGAGAAGCCAGCCAAGGGCGAGGCGCCAGCCAAGGGCGAGGCGCCAGCCCACUCGGAAGGGGUCACCAUCGUGCCCAGCAGGGGGGUCCCCAGGAACACUUUGCCCAUGCCCCAGAUCCAGAUCUCCAUCGUGCCCAACCUUGCCUGCUGCCCAUCCGUCAAAACCAUCCUCCGGGGCAACCAAGUCUGCAGCAGCGGCAGCCAGUAUAUCAUCAAGCAUGUCCCCCCGGUCUCGGACAGGCACCCGGAGGCCGAGGGCGACGACGAGAGGGCCAGAGCCGCUGGCCUUGCUGUUGCCGGGGCGCCCUCCAAGGACCGGUCCUACGCGGCUUGGUUCCAGCAAACGUUUGGGUCCAAGUUCCUGGCAGCCAGCGGCAAUGGGGCAGGCAGCCCCUUGACCAGCUCGCAGAUGGUCUCCCUCCAUCUCCAGUCCAGCCUCCUGCCCAAUCUCCCGGCCUCCCAGGAACAAGCCAAGCCGCUGCGCCAGCUCAUGAAUUACUCCAAGAUGCCCGGGGAAAGUGGCAAGGCCUUGGCAGCGGGCCAAAGCUGCGGCGAAUCCCUCCCUGGAGAGAAGAAGCUCUCUCACCGGGGCUCCUAAAAGCAAGAUCGCUUGUGUAUUUCCAAAGCCCGCCUUCUUUUUCCUAUAAAGGACCACGAGGGAAAAAAAACCCAAAGCAACCCCGGUCCUUGACUUCUUUCAGCAGUUCUAAAAAUGGAGUCUGUGGCAUCCCUUAUAGGAUGUCAAAAAUGAUUGGUGUUGGGUUUUUUGUUUUUCUUACACAAAUCCUUCUCGAUAUGUUUUAAGGGAGAAGAAAAGGCUAAUAACGAGUAAACCCGACACAAAUUCGGAGCGGAGUUCCUAAGACGGUUACAGCCAAGCUGGUGCCAAAUAUGUUGCUUUGCUUUCCUUGGACCGCAUCAGCAAGGUGGGAGGGAGGAUCUUGUUGUCUGGGCAGCCCAGGACCAAACUGCCCAGGCUUGCACCCUAGGGGGGUCACUUCGGUGCUGC
This is a messenger RNA of Podarcis muralis (Common wall lizard), 6546 nucleotides long. It is a transcript of the gene TTLL10, whose product is annotated as tubulin tyrosine ligase like 10. Gene Ontology annotation, molecular function: protein-glycine ligase activity, elongating. The record is from RefSeq and is a predicted model, not a curated record. Gene Ontology annotation, biological process: protein polyglycylation. Lineage: Eukaryota; Metazoa; Chordata; Lepidosauria; Squamata; Lacertidae.